UAGCCGGCACAGCCAUCAUACCAAGCACAGAAAAAUGAAGACUUUUAUCUGCUUGUUGCUGGCAGUUGCCUCUUGCAAGGCCGGGUGGGAAGGGGCCUACUCCAACGAAGUAGCUGGUGAUGGUGGACAUGGAGGCAGCUCCGGAUUCGGAGCAAGCGGUGGUGGGGACUUCUCUGGCGGCCAGGGACACGCACUGGCUGGACUUGGCGGACACAGUUUUGGAGGUAGCGGCGCUGGACACGAUUUCUCAGGCGGCCAAUCUCACACACUCGCCUUAGCCCAGGGACAUGGCGACCUUGGUGGCGGCCAAGAUUUUGGAGGCCACGGAUUCAGUGGUGGCCAAGCUUUCCACGGAGACUUUGGCGGCAACGGCGGUCACGCCCAACUUUCUGACGGCGGCAGCCACGGUGGUCAGGAUUUUAGCGGAGACUCUUACUUGUUAGCUGCUCAGGAAUCUGGCCAUCAGGGCCAUGACGAUGCCGGAUCUCUUGGUAACGGAGGACAUGACUUCGGUGGACAAGGAAAUGGUGGUCACGACUUCGGUGGACAAGGAAACGGUGGUCACAACUUCGGUGGUCAAAUCGGAGGUGGUCAUGGAUUCGGUGGUCAGGCUGAGGGUGGUCAUGGAUUCGGUGGUCAGGCUGAUGGUGGUCAUGGAUUCGGCAGUCACGCCUUUCCCCUGCAAGACGCUGGUCACGAGUACGGUCAAGGAGAUGGUCACGAUUUUGGACACGCUGAAGCUAUCCCUGUUGGUACUCACGUUGAUGAAGAACACCCCGUCGAAGUGCCUAACUACAAACACGUUACUUUUGCCAUCCCUAAGCCUGUUCACGUGCAUGUGCCCAAGCCUAUCCUCAUUGGUGUACCUCAGCCUUACCCAGUGAAAGUUCCAGUCAACAAGCCAGUCGCUGUUCCAGUCGAAACUGAGAUUUCCAUCCCUGUUGAGAAGGUUGUACCUUACCCAGUAGUCAAGCAUGUUCCCUACCCCGUUGAGAAGCACGUGCCAAUUAAGGUCGAGAAGACUGUUCACGUGCACGUGCCUCAGCCUUACCCUGUAAAGAUCCCAGUGUACAAAACCAUCCACCACCAUAAGGAGCAUUAAGGAGUAGGAACGAAGGAAGUUCUUUGGGAAAUGUUAACAAUACUGAUGAACCUUUUAUUAAUAGUGAAGGACUGAUUAUAAAGAAAGCCCCUUAUGGUCUGGAGACUACAGAAAAUAUUGUUUUGUAUACUCUAAGGAGUUAAGGUUAAGGAUUGUUUUUGCUCAAUUUUCUGUCAACGUCCAUUUGGUAUUGUUAAAUUUAUCGAAGAACUUUUCGAAUUGUUGUGCCUUGUAAAUAUAAUUGUUGUUAAUUUUUAAGUCAUUUUCAACUGUCUUCAUGUUGUAGUUGAUUUAUUUAUUGUAUGUUGUUGUUGUUGUAACUUGUUAUUGUUGUUGCAUGUUGUUGAUUAUAUGUA
Spodoptera litura is the source of this 1458-nucleotide messenger RNA. RefSeq lists its product as uncharacterized. Lineage: Eukaryota; Metazoa; Arthropoda; Insecta; Lepidoptera; Noctuidae. The record is from RefSeq and is a predicted model, not a curated record.